This is a messenger RNA of Durio zibethinus, 1212 nucleotides long. The record is from RefSeq and is a predicted model, not a curated record. NCBI's taxonomy places the organism in Eukaryota, Viridiplantae, Streptophyta, Magnoliopsida, Malvales, Malvaceae.
AUGGGGGAUGUAUGUGGCAGCAGAGGACAGCCUCUUAUUGUAGCCAAUGUCAAAUGUACCGAAAAGAUUAUUUGUUUGGAUAAUUGGAUAAUUUUGUCCGGAGAAACUAUUGAAAGCCUGAGAUGCAAAAAAUGUUCAAUGCAUUUGAGUAAAUUUUUACUUAAAAGUUUGUUUCCUUUCUUCCUAUCUUCAAAAAUGGGUCGUGGAAAAUUAACCAUGAAAUUCAUAACGAAGGAUAAGGUUCGUGUCUCAACCUAUCAAAAGCGAAAAAAUGGUUUGACAAAGAAAGCUCAAGAAUUCUCAAUUCUUUGUGGUGUUGAGACGUGUAUAAUUAUUUACGGGCCCCAAUUGAAAGAUAGUCCUGCUAAACUUGAGAUUUGGCCUUCAGAUCCUAUCAAAGUGUUGAAUGUCAUUAACAAAUAUAAGGCAAAGCCUUUGGAAGUACGUGAAAGGAAAUGCUUUAAUGUAUUUGAUUUUUUUGCACUACGUCAAAAGAAGCUGGAUGAUGAGAUUUUCAAAUUGCGAAAAGCUAAUAUAGAUGCCAAGUUUUCUACAUGGGAUGACCGUAUCAACAAUUUCUCGGUCAAUCAAAUUUGGGCACUUCUUGCUAGAUUCGACUCAAACCUGGAAGCUGCAAAUAAGAAGAUCAAGAUGAUAAAGGGAAAGUAUCAAACUUUGGUUGAAGAUUCAAAAUCAGGUAUGUUGGCUGGUCCUGGUACCGAAGCAAUCCAACCAAGAGUUAAUCUUUUUAGUCAAGCUCGAACCUGCUUGUUUCAAAAGAAUUUGGACCUAGAAGUCACAAGCCGGCAACAACCUAUGUCAGGACUAAAUCCAUUUAACGUGAAUAUGCCUUCUUAUUACCCUUUUGGCUCCAGCGAGGCCCUCCGAAUGCAUCCCUUCAGUCUAAAUCCUACAGAUAAUUCGAUGACAUUGCUGUCCAGAAAUGGUUCGGAUUUCACUCAAAUGGAUGGAGAGUCUAGUAGCAGCAUAACAUAUAGUUCACUUUCACCACAGGCUCGUUAUGAUCCAGGAGCUCCAAUGCUUGACAAUGUAAUGUUCAGUAACCCCUGGGGAGUUUGCUUCUACGAUCCAUUUAUGCAGCCAAUGACACCCUUUGGCCAGUCUGCAAUGCCAAGCUUUCCAUCUCAGACUGACAAGUUUUAUCGUGACAUCGGAGAUCAGUACGGAUCAAAGAGCAAGAAACAAAAGUAG